AUGUUACAAAGAUCACAAACUUGCUUGAACCUGAUUACCAAGGGAAGUAAUUUCAAUUUCCAUUUGAGGUUAAGUCAAAGGACAAGUCGGCAACCAAAGGAGAAACCACCACCAAAACUAGCUACAGAUGUAGUGAAUUAUAUAAAUAGUACUCCCGAGUACAAUGACAUUAAAAAUAAAAUUCCAAAUUCACUCUUAAGAAAAUACAAGACACCUGAAAGUAUGUAUCUAAUUAACAAAAAAACUGCAAAAGAAAUAGUAAAAACAAUUAAAGGUAGCAUUGAUAAUGACUCUCCUUUAAUCGAAGUCAACCCAGGUUUUGGAUAUCUAAGUGAGGAACUGUUGCAAUGUCAGAAAAAUCCAAUUUAUAUGUAUGAAAUGUCAAACCAGUUCUCAUCACACUUAAGUAAAUUACAAGAACUACACCCAGGUAGAGUGAAAUUCAAAAUAGCAGAUUUUUUUGGAAUGUGGAAAUUAGCAUUUAAAGACAAAAUAGACCAGGGAAACAGAAUUGAAGAGUUACUUGGAGAACUUAGCACAGAUGAUAAAAGUAGAGUUGUUAAAAUAAUUGGAUCAAUGCCCGGGUUGUCCUUUGUGAAACAUUUAAUUAAUAAUAUCAUAUUUCACAACACUACAAACCAACUCGGCAAACCAGAUCUAUUCAUCACAAUGCCAGGAUACCACUAUGAAUUCCUUACAGAUAAUGAGGUGCAGCUGAAGAAGCACAGAUCUGUACCAGCAUUGUUUCAGAUGCUUUUUGAUCACAAAGUACUGACAACUGUACCUAAGGUACACUUUUUACCAUGGACACACAAACCUGAUAGCAAGAAAAUAACAAUGAUGGAUGAACACAGACUAGUACUAGUAAACAUUACGCAAAAGGAUAAGUUGCCCUGUUCACCAGAGUACUUGCCUCUACUCUGGUAUUUCUUCAAACCACACAUGUUAUCCAAGACAACAAGAGUUAUACCAAUGUUAGAACAGUGGAUACCUGGUUGCGGCGUGUGGCUAAUAACGGGUCAAGAUCCUCCAGAUACAAAUAAACAAUUAGCCCCAAACCAAGAUGACGCUGAAUUGCCUCACAUGACCAUCUUCACAGAAUUCGGAGAUUUAAACUUACAGCAAAAGAUCACCGUGUUUAAAAAAUUCAUUUCCUGGCCUGAAUUUGAACAAUGCCAGUUUAGGGUUACUAUGGAAAACAAUUUACCUAAAUUCUUUACAAACAUCGACGACGACGACAAGGAAGUUAUUGGUACUCACAUAGAAGAUAUGGAACAUUCAGAUACGGAAAGUGAAACAUAG
Molecule: messenger RNA, 1302 nt
Organism: Spodoptera littoralis (African cotton leafworm)
Lineage: Eukaryota; Metazoa; Arthropoda; Insecta; Lepidoptera; Noctuidae
Source: the annotation of a GenBank genome assembly